Messenger RNA from Populus nigra (black poplar), 1689 nucleotides. RefSeq names its product aminotransferase ALD1, chloroplastic-like. The transcript is spliced from 10 exons. NCBI's taxonomy places the organism in Eukaryota, Viridiplantae, Streptophyta, Magnoliopsida, Malpighiales, Salicaceae. The record is from RefSeq and is a predicted model, not a curated record. Gene Ontology annotation, cellular component: chloroplast. Gene Ontology annotation, biological process: systemic acquired resistance, salicylic acid mediated signaling pathway; L-pipecolic acid biosynthetic process. Gene Ontology annotation, molecular function: L-lysine:pyruvate alpha-transaminase activity; pyridoxal phosphate binding. The coding region runs from base 229 to 1629 and encodes 466 amino acids.
UUUCCAACAGCUUGGAAGUUUCUUGGAAAAUACUAUGUAUUUACAGUAGACAGAUUGCUUAGAAAGUAGAAACUCGCUGGAAAUUUUAUCCGGUGUGCCUGCGGAAGCUGUUGGUAUAUAUAGCAUCAAUGCCGCAAGACAUUCUCGUACCUGAAUUCUGUAUAAACUCUCUGUAGCUUCACAUAUUUGAGGAGAUACCUAUUCAUUUGGAAAACCUGAAACCCAAUUAUGAAUUAUUCUCAAGUGACAUCGUGCAUUUGCAUACCCAAGGCAAUUUUAUUACAGCCUAAAACAAACUGGACCAGUUCGAAGUCCGGCAAUGAGAGAAGAGCUGGCCACUGGACACAUGUCCCCCGCAAUGUUAAUAUGGAGGGCCUUCGAAGUGGAUAUUUGUUUCCUGAGGUGCUCUCGUUGUUGUUAUCAUGCGCCAUAACUCUUUUAGAUUCGUGCUCGUUAAUUCUAUCAAAUCAUAUAUCCAUACGUGAGCAUGAACACAUCCAAAAGAACCCAAAUGCAAGGUUGAUAAGACUUGGAAUUGGUGACACCACACAGCCUAUACCAGACAUCAUAACGACGGCGAUGGCUGAGCAUGCAGAUGCUUUGUCAACUACGCGAGGUUACAGAGGAUAUGGAGCAGAGCAGGGCAACAUGGAAUUACGAAUGGCUAUUGCGGAAACGCUUUACAGAGGUACUGGAGUGAAAGGCAAUGAGAUUUUUGUAUCUGAUGGAGCACAAUGUGACAUUUCACGUCUUCAGAUGCUUCUGGGUUCCAAUGUGAAGGUGGCUGUUCAGGACCCUUCCUUUCCGGCUUAUAUUGACACCAGUGUAAUUGUUGGUCAAUCCGGCAAGUUGGAAGAGAAAACUGGGAAGUAUAGCGACAUUGUUUACAUGAACUGUGGAGCUGAGAACAAUUUUUUCCCUGACCUGUCUACUACUCCAAGGACAGAUAUAAUAUUCUUCUGCUCUCCAAACAACCCAACUGGUAGCGCUGCAUCUUGGCAGCAAUUAGAGCAACUGGUUGAUUUUGCCAAGACAAACGGCUCCAUCAUAGUUUAUGACUCUGCAUAUGCUGCCUAUAUAUCAGAUGAAAGCCCAAGAUCAAUCUAUGAAAUCCCUGGAGCCAAAGAGGUUGCUAUUGAGAUUUCAUCCUUCUCCAAAUUUGCUGGGUUCACUGGCGUCCGCCUCGGUUGGACAGUGGUUCCUGAAGAGUUGAAAUACUCCAACGGAUUUCCUGUCUUAGAAGAUUUCAACCGCAUUGUAUGCACCUGCUUCAAUGGCGCUUCAAAUAUUGUUCAGGCUGGAGGACUAGCAUGCCUUUCUAGAGAUGGUUACCAGGCUGUGUGCAAUGUGGUUGACUACUACAAAGAGAACGCGAAAAUACUUGUUGAAGCAUUUGCAUCACUUGGAUUGAAGGUCUAUGGAGGCAAAAAUGCCCCUUACGUGUGGGUUCAUUUUCCAGGGAUGAGUUCAUGGAAUGUAUUCAAUGAAAUUCUAGAGAAGACACAUGUAGUGACAGUUCCAGGUAGAGGAUUUGGUCCUGGUGGUGAAGAGUAUAUCAGAGUUAGUGCGUUUAGUCAUAGAGAGAAUAUGAUGGAAGCUUCUCUGAGGAUGAAAAAAUUAUUCAGAUGAAAUUUUAUAUUUUGAUCGCUGCAUUGAGUCAAAAUAAAAUAAUUAAUGAUUUAGUCCCUA